Impatiens glandulifera is the source of this 1377-nucleotide messenger RNA. RefSeq names its product protein trichome birefringence-like 4. The coding region runs from base 28 to 1374 and encodes 448 amino acids. The transcript has 3 exons. Gene Ontology annotation, molecular function: O-acetyltransferase activity. Gene Ontology annotation, cellular component: Golgi apparatus. The record is from RefSeq and is a predicted model, not a curated record. NCBI's taxonomy places the organism in Eukaryota, Viridiplantae, Streptophyta, Magnoliopsida, Ericales, Balsaminaceae.
UCAUUCUCUCACUCUUUAGUUACUCCAAUGGCUUCUCUGAAGAGUCUCUGGUAUACACUUUCAAACUAUUCAAGAAACCUUUCUCCUCCCCUCCCGAAAUCAAGAACCAAAGCCCUCACCCUAUCCCUUCUAAUCGGAUCCUUCUACCUCUCCUACUUCUUCUUCUUCGCUUCCAUCUCCGAUUCCCGCCCUGCACUAACCGCAGCAACCUUUGCUUCCCGCCUAUUAUCCCUCUCUUCCAUAGCUUCCACCUUCACCACUUUCCCCGUUUCAUCUUCUUCUUCUUCUUAUACCGUCCAAUCAAACAAAGGUUCAAGAGAAAGGAAGACCCAUUUCAGUUCUUGCAACAUCUUCGAUGGAAAAUGGGUUUUGGAUAAAAGAUCAAGACUUCUUUACAAGCCAGGUUCUUGCCCGUAUGUUGAUAAUGCGUUUAAUUGUUAUGAAAACGGCCGGUCGGAUUCUAGUUACUUCCAGCUCCGGUGGAGGCCUCACGGAUGUAACAUUCCAAGAUUUAAUGGUUUGAAAAUGCUGGAAAUUUUGAGAGAGAAAAGGGUUGUGUUCGUGGGAGAUUCGUUGAAUAGAAACAUGUGGGAAUCGUUAGUUUGUGCUCUGAGGAACUCUCUCGCCGAUAAAAGCAGAGUGUUUGAAGUUUCCGGCCGGCGAGAAUUCAAGACUCAGGGCUUCUAUUCUUUCAGAUUCAAGGAUUACAACUGCUCAAUUGAUUUCAUAAAAUCCCCAUUCUUGGUUCAAGAAUGGAAGAUUGUAGACAAGGCGGGUACGAGAAGAGAAACUCUAAGACUUGACUUGAUUCAAGAUUCUUCAAUCAAUUACCUUGAUGCUGAUAUCAUCAUCUUCAACACCGGCCAUUGGUGGACUCACCAAAAAACCUACAAAGGGAGCAACUAUUUCCAGGAAGGAGAUCGAGUAUACAACAGGCUUGAAGUUGCAGAAGCAUACACAAGAGCAUUAAAGACAUGGGCGAAAUGGGUUGAUUCAAACGUAAACUCCACAAAAACCCGUGUUUUCUUUCGUGGGUAUUCAGCUUCCCAUUUCAGAGGAGGGCAAUGGAAUUCCGGCGGGAAUUGUGACGGCGAAACUGAACCUAUAAGGAACGACAGCUUCCUCGGACCUUAUCCAUGGAUGAUGAAUGUUCUUGAAUCUGUCAUGUCAGGAAUGAAGACGCCUGUUUCUUAUUUGAACAUUACAAGAAUGACCGGUUACAGAAAAGAUGGACACCCUUCCAUUUUCCGGCAGCCGGAGGUCAGAAGAAGUCGCCGGAUUAUUCAGGAUUGUAGCCACUGGUGUCUUCCCGGUGUGCCGGAUUCUUGGAACGAACUUCUUUAUGUUUCUCUUCUUAUGUCUGAUUCUAAAUAGCAU